AUGAAUCCUCAGCGCGUUUUGCUGCGAUGUGCCUCCGUGCUGGCCCUGGUGUGCUUGGCUUCAGCCGCGAAACUGGAAGGCUACAGUGACGGAGGCGACACCGGCCUGGGAGUCGCUCUUGACGACGGUGAACUGCUUGAAGAAGGCGUUGGAGGCGGCAGUGUGCUUCCUCUCGUCUUGGUCGGUUCCGGUAUGCUUCCUGAGAGUGCCAUUGUUGGCGUAACUGUAGAUGUGUCUGGUGACGCUGCUGGAGAUGCCAUCGGCGCUGGAAACCUUCCUGAUGGAGAUAAUGGCGAGGGAUACAUUCCACCGAGUGUUGUCCCUGAGGUCGCUCCGGUCGACGUCGCCCCCGCCCCUGGCGGCGAAUACCUCGCUCCCCACAACUGAACUUAUUACUUUGCACGCAAGCGGCGUCAUGAAUGAUUAAUUUUCGUGCAACU
This is a messenger RNA of Penaeus monodon (black tiger shrimp), 440 nucleotides long. RefSeq lists its product as uncharacterized. The transcript is spliced from 2 exons. Bases 1 to 387 code for a protein of 128 amino acids. The record is from RefSeq and is a predicted model, not a curated record. Lineage: Eukaryota; Metazoa; Arthropoda; Malacostraca; Decapoda; Penaeidae.